This is a messenger RNA of Symbiodinium natans, 1833 nucleotides long. The record is from the annotation of a GenBank genome assembly. NCBI's taxonomy places the organism in Eukaryota, Dinophyceae, Suessiales, Symbiodiniaceae.
AUGUCGGCUGGAACUGCAGAUUCCGGGUUGCGAUUAGACAUCUUGGACGAAGUGACCCAAAAUUGUGGUUGUAUACCCAUAGUCUUCCAACUUGAUUCAAGUUCCAUAAUACCAGCCCAGGUUAUUUCAGAGGAUGACAUUGUCAACGGCUGCGUGCUGGGUCCACAUGGCUACGUCUACAGGCCACCACCCCCGUCAAAACAGCUCACGAUCGAGAUGCAGGUCUCUGUGACAGAGUGCAGAAAUUGGCGCGAGGUCUUGGCAGUGGUGGACAACCUGGGAGAUCUCUUCGACUUUCGAAACACCUCCACCGCUGUGCACCGAGUGGCCAAGUCCAGCGUGGAAGCCGGCGAGUCCAAGAUGGCCAUGGCAGAUCCGCGAUUUCCACGGCUGCUGCAGUUGCUCCGGGCAAAAUGCAAGGACCUCUCGGCAUGGGGCUUGUCGGAUGCAACGUGGGGCCUGGCCAAGAUGCAGUGCAAGGAUGAUGAGAUCUUUCGCAGGCUCUCCCUGCGCGCCCAGGGCAUUGUGCAGGACUUGGAUCCGCAGGGCCUGGCCAUCGUGGCGUGGUCUUUUGCCACCAUCGGAAGGCGAGACGAGGCGCUGCUGGCCGCCAUCGCAGUGGAAUCGCGCAAGAAGCUGGACAGCUUCGGUGUGCAGAACAUCUCCAACUUGAUCUGGGCAAACGCAACACUAGGCAUGCGCUCGGACGACCUGCAUGCGGACCUUCUGCAAGAAUCUCUCCGACGACUGGACGACUUCACCACGCAGGAGCUUGCCAUUGUGAACUGGGCCUUCACCAAGUUGGCCUAUCCCGUGGGAGACGCGUGGAAGAAUGCUGUCCGCACCCGCGUCUUGCGGCUCAAGGAGUACGCUCCUUCAGAGCUUUCCAUGAUCGCCUGGGCCCUCGCAACCCGCGGGGACUACGACCCCGACCUCAUGGCCUAUAUUGCACGGCGGUCCAUGGAGCUCAUGCGGAGCUUCACGGGCCAGAACAUGGCGACAAUCAUCUGGGCCAUCGCCACGGUGUCCUACAAGGAUGACCCCUCCAUCGACGAGUUCCUCCGCAUGGCCAUCGGUGCCAUCACCGCCAGGUCCAACGAGUUCCAGCCGCUGAACAUCGCCCUCAUCUCCUGGGGCUUGGCCAAGCUGUCCUUUAAGGCAGAGGCCGCCUUCGAGGCUCUCUGCGAUGCCGCGGCCGCACAGAUUGAUGCCUUCGUUCCGCAGAAUCUGGUGCAGGUGAUGUGGGCCUGUGGCACAGCAGGAUACAAGCACGAGGCCUUCCUCCGUGGGGCCGCGCGCGUGGCCAAACGCACUGUGGAGGACUUCUCCUCGCAACAUCAGUCCAACUUCCUGUGGGCAUGCGCAAGGCUGGGCUUCAAAGAAGACGUUCAGCUCUUGCGCUGUCUCGCUGACGCGGCGAUAAGGAAGAUGCACGAGGGCAGCCCACAGCAUUUGUCGAACAUUGCCUGGGCGGCCAGCCAGCUCGGCCCAGAGCACUUCCACGACUGCCUCACGGCCGUGGUCCGGGAGACCUCCCGCCGCAUCUCCGAGUUCGCUCCCCGGCCCAAGAGCGUCCUGCGCGGUCACGUGAUGAAGAUGGGCUCCGAGCUGUUCCAGCUCUUCACAUCUGCGCUCCCGCGCCGGCGCGGCAUCGCGUCGCCGCAGGACUGGGCCGUGGUUGGGGGCUAUGAGCACACCACCACCCUUUUUCAAGACCUUCAGCUGCGCGAGGGGCGGAGUUGGGAGGUGGCCGAAGCCAUGGCCAUGCCAGGCAUCUGGGGGGGUCCUUUUCAGGGGCUUUUUUUUCUCGUCAGUUUGGGGUUUAGGGUUUAG